Molecule: messenger RNA, 5680 nt
Organism: Dreissena polymorpha
Lineage: Eukaryota; Metazoa; Mollusca; Bivalvia; Myida; Dreissenidae
Product: serine-rich adhesin for platelets-like
Exons: 10
Coding region: 106-2199 (697 amino acids)
Source: RefSeq, a predicted model, not a curated record
AAAACUUCCUUGUUUAAGGUUUCCCGUGUUAAAUGUUCGGGUAAAAUAUAACUAAAUCGCUAAUUUAGAGUAUCAUGUCAGAUAGCAUGUAUUGAACUUGUUAAAAUGGCGAUUUAUGAAAGAUUGGUUGUGUGUGGGAUCUGCAUCUGUACAUGCCUGUUAACACAAGAUCGUUUUUGUGCAGGUGUAGCGGUUCCAAGCGUAGAAUAUCAUAUUUCGUUAAGCAAUGAUACGUGGGAAAAUAGUAACAGUUACUGUGAACUUGCACAACUAGGUAAUGUGUAUAACUAUACCACAGGGAAGCUCUUUUUACAAGACAAAGUCCAACAGAGAAUUCCUUCAACUGGUGUUUGGAUUGGGUAUUUCAAAGCCUUCACAGAAUUUGAAUAUAAAGGAUGCGGCCAAACGCCUAACUCCAGCUCCGUUGAAGUAAUAGGCCUAGCGGAAUGCCACCAUCAUUGCGGCGGAAAAUCGUUCGGAUUAGUCGAGAAUGGUAACAAGAUAUACUGCCGCUGUGUCGAGAGCCUAACAAACAUAAGUCUCAUAGACAGAACGUGUAACUCUUUUCGGGAACUCGUUGUUGGUCGAGGAAACGUUAUAACUGCUAUAUAUACACCAUUGCUAGGCGAGAGCAACCAAUCGCUUAUCAAAAAUACAAACAACACGUCGAUGCAUUGCAAGACAUCAGUUAACAUUUCUCGAUCAUCGGCGACGUACCAGUGGUCACUUUGUAAGAAUAUUACGGAUCAGAAAGUAUGGUGUAAACUAAAUGGAAGCAGUCCAUUUCUAUCCAAUAUAACGUUUUAUAAGUGGAAUGACGCAACAGAUUACUGUGCUAACGUGACAGCACUUCCAUCGUCAGCCAACGGCUACAAUGACACACUUACAGUAACAACCAAAGCGUUUACAAAUAUUCGUCGUGAGUGGACUCUUCACUUAGCGAACGGUAGUUUCAGUGGCCCAAGAAUGUUUGCCUAUAUAGCAAACGGAUCAACAGAGAUUCAGUUUUUUAACAGUUCAAGUGGGUCUAAUAAGACUGGCUUAUGCCUUGUUCGACCACCGACAACCUCAACCGCAACAUCUACAACUGAAAUUCAAUCACCUACAACACGUUUAGAAUCACAGACGACGGUCACACCAACUUCACCCAACAACUCUACAACAACCUCUACAACUGACACCACCUUAACAAACGCUAUGUCUAGUGCUGCAUUUGAAGAAUCUUCAAGAGGAUCUUCAAUUGGGGCAAUAGCAGCAGGAGUUUCAGUUGCAGUCGCAUUAGUGGUUACAGCUGUUGUGAUCGUUCUUGUCCUCAGAAUGAAAGGACAAUUGUGCUUCAAAAACACAAAGGGUUCGAAAUUGGAAAACACAGACAACAUUCACAAUAUAUCGUUAGAGAGGACAGAAUCCUAUUCGAACGCAAACUACAUAAAUCUAGGGACCCCCGUGUUUAAUCAUACUAACAGUUGUCUGCAGAACACGGGCACCAAGGACAUUCAUGCAUUUAAUUCUAUUUUAGACAACACAAAAUACGCUUCCUAUCUAGGACCAGAUGCUCUUGUGUCAAGCAAUUCCUACGGUGGACAACAUACCAUAUCUGAAAUUUCCUAUCAAAAUAUCAAUAGAAAACAAGGACUUGCAAAAUCAGAUGCUAAUAACUACUUUGUCGUGGAGAAAGAUGGACUUGACAAGAAGAGAAACGCUACCACUCCCGUCUCAGCAUUAGUUCAUGACUACUGUGUUCUAGAGAAACAGCAAUCAGCUGUUGACAACGUAAACGGUGCUUCAAUUAACGAAAUUCAUCCAUACGUUGUUCUUGAAAAACAAGGCGAUCAACCGGCUCGUGAAAUGCCUCCAAACGAAGUUAAUCCUUACUUUAUCUUAGAGAAACAGACAGCUUGUAACUCAACAACAAUACAUACGGCGAAUGCACUUAUUUUGGAUACCGAUGAUGGAAAUAUGUAUCAAGAGAUAGAUACGAAUGACACAUACGCAGGUAUAGAUGAUUCACGAGAGAACAACAGCGACUACGAUUACACUAUCAAGGAAUUCAGGGACUCGAAAACAGACAUAUCAGACAACGUUUACAACCAUCUUAACUCUGCUGGCGACGAGUAUGAUCAUUUGGGAAAAGUGAAGAGCAACGUUAAGGCGAUGGAAAAUAAUUAUGACGUUACGUCUGAGGCCGUUAGAAAAUAAACACGGCUUCAGAUAAGAAAUAUCCCGGAUGUGUAAAUAGUAAUUGGCCUUCGUGGUUGUUUAAGACAUAUAUUUUACAAUGUAGACUUGUUUUAUAAAAUACGCACUCAUUGAUAUAUCCUGUUUGCGAUCUUAUUCUUUAAUGUAUUGAACAUUCUUCUUUAUUAUUUUAACAAACCAAAAUACCUUUCUGCUGUACCAUGCAAAUAACAUAAUAAAGUUCACGCUUACUGUUAUAAAGUAUUAUAAACAAUUAACAUAAACUAACAUUGCGCAUUAUUUUUUUCAGGAGCACACCACCAAACAAAACACCCAGUGCUAAAAUUCAUGUUAUAUUUUCUACUUCAAGCAUGUUAUCAGUAAUAUACAUCGAGCACUGUGCGUUUCAAUUCCCAAAAACAACGUUUUGAUGUGAACGGAUAUUAUUACUCAAGUGUCGAAAAAAGCUGACAUAAUAUUAUUAUUUAAGAUGUUGAAAUAGUACAUGAACCAAAAACUUUCAUUGUAUCAUUAUUGCAAUACUAUGCUUUGAGUUACAAGCGACCAACAUCCAAGAGUCAUAGUGACGCAUAUUUCCAAUUAUUUCAAAACAAAUACGAAGAAAUAAAUGAUUCAUACGUAUUAAAAUGUGUGUCAAAUUAAAUCAUUUCUGUACUAAAACAUUCAACCAAAAUCUAAACGUCAUAUAUUAUACUGGUUUAAAAUAAAGCCUUCUGAUUUAAGUGAGCAACAGAACGUCUCAUACAAACGGACAAACAUGAAUCAUAUAUGCAUGGCGCAUAAUUCUGGCUUUACAUUGAAAGAAUACGCGUGGUGCAUUGCCUACUCACGGGGAAAAUUGUAUUACAUUAUUAUAUUUAAAAGAAACAAAUAGCUAAAAGUUAGGAGAGAUGUAAUUUUUUUUUUUGUUACUUCGACGUUCUUUUAUGACGUUCGACGACACAAGACGUUCAUACAUUCGACUUUAAUUUUUUGUGUGGGUAAUCAGCAUCCAAAGUGAUACUUAAAACAAUAUUCUACCACGGUACGUGACUUGUUUUCUAUAUACAAAGAAGGAAAACUACCGUGGAUUAUUACACCGAUAUACCAACGGAGAUAAGUAUGACGUCACUUUAAUUGUCCACGCACUGUUUAUGAAUGAACACGACCUCAUUUGAUUUUCAUUGCUGUGGUGACGUCACGUUUUCGCGGAAAAAAUGGAGGACGUUCGGUCGAAAUAAUCGAGGGGUAACCGUUGGUUAUUGCGGUAAUAACCAACGGUAUUUCGUUCCGAUGCUUUUUAUCAAACCAUUCGGGCUAUGCCCUCGUGGUUUAAUUCCUACGCAUCGGAACUCCAUACCGUUGGUUAUUACCGCAAUAACCAACGGUUACCCCUCGAUGAUUAUUUCUUUAUCAAAUCGAAGUAUUGAAUUGUCAAAUGAAUAUUCCACUAAAGAACUGACCAACGCGAAUUGUAUAUAACGCUCAACUUCCGAAAACAUAUACAUUGUUACAAAAUACACCGUGACAUAUAUAUUACUGAAUACAUAUCUCCUUAUAAAGUUAUAAAUGCAACAACUUUAAUAGAAAUGAAUUAAUUUUUUUUAACAAAAUAAUAAUAAUAAUUAAGUAUCUUUUAUAAUAUAUUUUGGCAACUACUGUUAAUGUCUGUGUUUGUCUGUGUACAUGUGUUUCAAGCUGUAUGUGUUUGCGUUUCUAUAUAUAUUUGCUAGCAUAUGUGUUUUGUCACUUAUAUAUUGUCUGUUAUUGUAGUAAGGGACGUUUUUUGCAAUGCUACUGUAUAUUUUUUAUUUAUUUUCAACUAAUGUCAAGACGUGCGUUUGUUCUAAAUAGUAUGUAAAUAUGUAUAAUAUGAAUUUUUGUUAAAAUAACCUUGACAAUGCAUCUUUAUUUUCAAACAUAAUGCAACAUUGUAUUAUUUACAUUUCUUUCAAAUAUGCAUACUGGUCUACAUAUUAUUCAUUUAUUUCAUUUAACAAAGCAUAUUUAAAACUAAAAAUCGGGAUAUUGUACCCCUCAUACAAUGAUACAUGUAAAUAUGAUGAAAAAAGAGUAAAAUCAUUUCACUGGAAAACCUGACAAGUCUAAAUAUGUGCACCUUUAAUGUCAAGGGUCUUAAUUGCACAAAUAAACGUGAACCAUUUACUUAUAUAAAAUAGAAAUCGGUUGACAUAGCACUGCUGCGAUAAAUUCAUAAUCAUAACAAACUAGUCAAUCGACCUGGGACAAAGAUUGCGCAGGGGAUAAUUGUUUAAUUAGACAAAGUACCAACAGUUCAGGAGUAGGAAUUUUGAUUAAUAUAAAAAGUGAUAUACAUAUUAUCGAACAAUGUAUAGUGGGAAGAUUUCAGGUGUUUACUUUUAGUCCACAAUAACAAAAUAGCUAUUAUACAUAUUUAAGCACCACAUAAUGACGACAUUACGUUUGUUAAUACACUUAAAAAUACUAUUGCUGACCUAGAUGAAUUCUUGCCGAUAGCCGAUGGUGACUUCAUUUCCGUGCACAAUUUUAUAAAAGACAAACUGAAUGGUAGAAAUGAUACCAAUAAAAAGUGUUCUGAUAUAAACGAAUUACACGAUUUAGUGGAUAUUCAUGUAGAACAAAUAUGCGACUAUAGAACAAGUCAGUUUUAUAGUUGUGAGCAAUUGUAAAACGUAUACGAGUUAAAUGCCAGAGAUUUCCUGAUAUACUAUUGUCUAAUUAAAAGUGUGACACUAAAUUGGAAGUAAAAGCUGAACUCUUAAAACAUAAGUUAUCAACCGCCAGAAUAAUUACUCUCAUCAAUUUCAGAGUCCACACAAAUUUGCAAAUUAGAAAAUCAAAAUCUCAUACUGACGAAGCAAAUCACUCCAAUUAAGGCAAUUACAAAUUGGGAAUUAAAAUUUGACAAAGAAUUAGAAACGAAUCAAAUGUUUAUUCAUCUUUUAGACAGACACAUGAUAUCAAGCUAAGAAAGUUCCAGUAAAAAUAUAUUAUGCAAAUUAUUCCACAAAAUAGUUAUUUAUUGCAAUAUGGUUUAACACAAUCCAGUAUUUUGUAGCAUGCCAGUAGAAUCGAAUUUGCAUAUGUUUUGGGAAUGCCCUGUUAUUCAACAGUUUUAGAACGGUGUUAAGUGUAUAUCAACGAAACUGUUUAUUUGCCGUUUGUUUCAAAUUUUGAUUUUGAACAUUUAUGCGUCUGUAAGGUUUCAAACAUGUCACAGAUUGUUUACUUUAUCAUAUUUUUGGCAAAAUUAUAAAUUAUAUAUUUUUAGAAAUGAGUAUCCGAACAGCAUACCCAAUAUAAAUCAUGUUUAGUCAUGUCUUGAGAAUAGGCUCAAAAUUGAGGAGAUAAUUGCUUUCAAUAAAGAUCAAAUAGAAACUUUAAGUAAAAUUUGGAACAGUUUUUUUUUAAAGUAAGACUUUUAACAGAUAUGUUUGUGGUAUUGUUUAUUUUUGUAUUGCUUUUCAUAUUGCUAUUGCUCAAUGAGUGUAAUUAUAUU